UAGCCAAAUCCGACCCUAGAAAGCGCGGCACGGUCGACAGCGGCAUCAUUGGCUGGGGCCUGUUGUUGAGAAAGCCCCCCUAAUGAUAUAAUAACCACAGCGACUGCUUUCUCCGUGGUCAACGCUUCUUGGCUUGUCUUACCAUUCUUUCCAACGAUCACGGGGGAUUUCCCUACCGUUAAAUUUUAUUUUAUUUAUUCAUAUGAUUUGUGGUGAGCCGGAUUGUGUUUUCAUGCCAUUCCGAUGAGCAAUCAAAACCCUACGGGCGCGGAGGUUCAUACAGACCCUCGCCGAGAUAGCGCUAUCUCCGCGGUCUCGUACCAAUCUGCAUCAACUUUGACAGAAUCAGUACAUAGUGAUAAUCCUGUGUUUCGGUUCGUGGAGGAGAACGGGAGGACGUACCACUCCUACAAGCAAGGCCGUUAUCCUAUGCCCAACGAUCCACAAGAGCAAAAUAGAUCGGCUAUUGAACACGAACUGUGGCGCAAAACUCUUAGAGGCAAGUUAUAUUUGUCGCCAAUACAACGGCUCAACCACGUUCUUGAUAUCGGGACCGGUACGGGACACUGGGCGUUUGAAAUUGCCGUCAAGCACAGCAAUUCCCAAGUUAUUGGAACUGAUCUGAGCCCGAUUCAACCGCAGUACAUUCCGCUCAACUGCCAGUUCGAAAUUGAUGAUGCUGAAGAUGAGUGGCUUUACCGACAAAAGUUUAGUCUGAUACACAGUCGAGGAAACUUGUUAUCAUUUCAGUCACCAGAAACAGUAGUGGAAAGCGCAUUCAAUUCCCUUGAACGGCACGGAUGGCUGGAAUUCCAGGAUAUGGUUCUUCCCAUGCGAUGUGACGACAACAGUUGGGAAGGAAGUGCGAUACAGACCUGGAGUAAACUGCUCAAGGACUGCCUCGAGCGUGACGGGAGGAGGUUUUACGUGGAGGAAUACGCACAAAUGUUUCGUAACGCUGGGCUAACCAACGUUACCGAGAGGCUCUUUGUGUGGCCGGUUAGUCCAUGGCCUCAAGGUCCCCGGAACGAGCAUCUGAGAGAGCUGGGUCACAUCUGCCGGCGAAACAUGCUUGAGGCACUCGAAGCGAUUAGCAUUUCCAUGUUUACGAGGGUUGCGGGCAUGACCAAAGAGGAGGUGUUGAAUGUGGUUCAAGCCGCCAAGAAUGAGUUUUGGGAUACAAAGUACCAUGUGUACAUUCAGAUUGUUGUCACCAUGGGCCAGAAACCUUGAGUACUGUGUCAUAAAUCUCCUGAUUCCAGCCGAUGGAAACGAUAUUGGAAGGGGACGGCUUAAUAUGCAUUGAUUCAUUUGGCAAGGAGUUUUGGUGUUGGAGGAUCUCAUGAGGCCGCCGUCUUUGUCUUUGCAGAGACUGCACUGUACUCAAUGAUGCAAUCGAGUAGUAUACAUGCUAUACCAACCGAAUUUUAAUCACCGGUUGAGGCCGAGCAGGCCCUGCGACCUGAAUCUACGUGUACUGUUUGUUGUGCAUGGGUUUUGUCAUGGCCGAGUCGCGAUCCAUCGAGCUGU
Molecule: messenger RNA, 1530 nt
Organism: Truncatella angustata
Lineage: Eukaryota; Fungi; Ascomycota; Sordariomycetes; Amphisphaeriales; Sporocadaceae
Product: S-adenosyl-L-methionine-dependent methyltransferase
Exons: 8
Coding region: 244-1233 (329 amino acids)
Molecular function (GO): methyltransferase activity
Source: RefSeq, a predicted model, not a curated record